This is a messenger RNA of Cuscuta epithymum, 3660 nucleotides long. The record is from the annotation of a GenBank genome assembly. NCBI's taxonomy places the organism in Eukaryota, Viridiplantae, Streptophyta, Magnoliopsida, Solanales, Convolvulaceae.
GGGGGAUUAAUCAAGUCAUCAAAUGAACUUCUCCCCCACACCAUUCACACAUGAAAGACAACAAGGACAUCUCACUCACCCACCCUCCUAUUAUUUCGGCCCUAGCAUCAAUUAGGGAGGAAAGGAGUCUCAAAAACAUCAUCUCCACCAGCUCUACUCGAGCUAAGAACAAGGGGAAAGAAGGAAGCAAGAAGAGAGGAGGCUGCCAACCAGUUCGUACAAUUUCAACCCUCGAGAUUGUUCACUUCAUAUCUCACGCAUCUCUUAUCCAAUGAGCUCGAGUAAGGUGUCAUUAGAUAGGUAUUGAAGAGAGAUUUCAUACGAGGUGCUGCACUUAAGGAUACGAGGUGUUUACAGCUCAAAAAGGGCAGAUAAACACACGAGGUCUUUUACCAAGAUAUUCUAGACUUCUCGAAGAAUCUAGGAGUGGCCGGAAAAGUCGCCGGAGCCGCCGGAGUUUUCGCCGGAAAAUUCAAAAGUCGCCGGAGUUCGAACAAAGAAGAUAAAAGCUUGCUAGCGUCAUUUCAAGGUUGAAGCUAGAGCUUACUUCCUGCACCCGUUGCUCGGGAGAUCGAUGGAGAGAAGACGUGGAAUGGGUGGUAGCGAUAGGGCGGUUCGAGGAAAUCCGAGAGGGCGCGCACCAGGGAUAGCCGGGCAAGCCAAUCGGGGGAUAUCAAGGUCGCGUAAAAGGCGAGGUAUGGGCAAUCAAGGCCCACGAACACGAGCCACGAUGGCUGAUCACAAUGUGACUGAAUUCGAGUCGUGGAACUCGGAGGAUGAUUCAACUUAUCACCCUGAAAGCGAGUCAGAUGAAACUUCUUUUCAGGAAAACAGUGGAGAGGAUAUACAAAGUAUUCCUCCUGACCAUGUUAGUGAGAUGUACCGAUGGUACCAACGUGAAAGGGAAAGACAACGACAGAUAUCCCAGGUGGGACAUGUCAGAGACGAGACCUCUCGCAGGAGGGGUCGGGGUGCUCAUAGAGCACAGGUUAGGACAGUCAGAGAUUCUGAUGACGAAAGGCCAUUCAUUAAGAUCUCAAAGUACCUCAAAGAGGCUAGGGCCUUGGGGUGCAAACCGUUUGAUGGGACGGGGGAUAUCUCGGAAGCAGCCGAGUGGAUAAAAAGGUUAAAUGAUGCAGCCGAUGACAUGCAAGUGGUUCCUGAACGGAAGUUAAGGGUAGCCACUAGAUUGUUGGAAGGUUUAGCUUCUACUUGGUGGGAAGGCAUCAAGGGUAAGUUUGACGGGGUUGUCACGUGGGACAACUUCGAGCAAUCAUUCUAUGAACAGUUUUAUACCUCUUUCGAAGUUAAUCGAAAGAGGAGGGAAUAUACAAAUCUCAAACAGGGCAAUGAGUUUACGGUGAAGCAAUUGGAACAAAGGUUCCGACAUUUGGCAAGGUUCUUGCCUGAAUAUGCCGCCAAUGAGGAUCGAAUGGCGAAUCAUUUUUGGAAUGCACUGAAUUUGGAGGUACGCGAAAGGGCGACCUAUCAAUUCAACAUGACUUUUAGUCAAGUAGUAGCCCAGGGUCUCCAGGGGGAGGAGCUUUGGGAGGAAAGGCAAGCAAGGGGUGCUAAGGAAGCACAAGAAAGGGAUCAGAUGAUCAAUCAUCCUAUGCGACGAGAGAGGAAGUAUGACUUUCAAAGCGAGGGGGACUCUAGCAAGUUAGUUCCAUUUUCAAAAGGGAGCAAGGACUGGGUAAGUCAAAGCUCAAGCACUCGGGGCACGGGAGCACCCAAAUGUGAAAAUUGUAGGCGAAAGCACUACGGGAUAUGUCUAGAACCAUCUAGAUGCUACUUUUGUGGAGAAACGGGCCACAUAAAGGCUCUUUGUCCUCAACGUGUACGGGGAGAAGCCUUGGGGGCCCACAGGGGAGUCACGAAGGUUGCAAACCCAACAGGGAUUGCUUCAAAUGUUUUACCAUCCACCAAUCGGGGGAGAACUCGCUCGUGAAGGCGAUGAAUGACAGAAGCCAUUUGUGGGAAUGACUAUGACAUAAGGUCUUUUACCAAGAUAUUCUAGACUUCUCGAAGAAUCUAGGAGUGGCCGGAAAAGUCGCCGGAGCCGCCGGAGUUUUCGCCGGAAAAUUCAAAAGUCGCCGGAGUUCGAACAAAGAAGAUAAAAGCUUGUUAGCGUCAUUUCAAGGUUGAAGCUAGAGCUUACUUCCUGCACCCGUUGCUCGGGAGAUCGAUGGAGAGAAGACGUGGUUCGUGCUUCCUCUCGUUCCAUUUUUAAAUAAUUAAAUAAUGCUCAUGGAACUAUUUUGACUUAUAAAUUAAUGGAGCCUGCGAGCUCUUGUUUUACCCUUGUGUGGGUUCUUAUUAAAACACUUAUAUUCCGCUAUGUGUUUGAUUGUAUGUUGAUGUUGUUAUGUAUGUUUACUAAUCGGUUUUGGCAUAUGUAUCUAUCGGACGUCUUGUGCAAUUCGGUAAGGAUGAACUGCGGUUAUUCUUAUUGGGUUGUACGACGGUUGUCCACGUGGCACAGACGCGGUCUGGGGCGUGACAAUCUCCAUUAAAAGGAAUGAUAUACAUAUUAUCACUGAACACUCAGGUUUAUCCCUUUGACUUAAUAUAAAACUGUUAUAUCUCACUGUGAAGUUAUUUGUCAGGUGAUCACUCUUACAUGUUGUAUCAAAAUGUGCUUUUGACCAUAACUCUGGACCUAUCUCCAACAAAUAAUCCUUGAUGCCAACUGCUGCCUCAUCCAACUUCUGAAGACUUCUUUGAAAGUGAACCUUUUUAUAUGCUGAAGCAGUAGCCCAUGUCAGCUCUUUUAUGUGUUCCCCUUUCCACCACUUACUCAUAUUCUUGAAGAUGUGUCUAGAGCAGCUCCUAGGAUUGCAGCCUCCCAAAUGUGUCUGAAUACUUGUUAUAAUAGCUUGAGCCCUAUCAGAUGUGACAGUAAGUGGCAAAGGGUGUUUCUUCAGCUUCGGAGCUAUUGAUGCCAAAAAUUUGUCUCAGUUCUCACCAUCUUCUUUUCUACAAAUGAAGACUGCUAGAGGAAACAGUCCAUUAUUCCCAUCCAUGCUAAUAACUGUUAGACACACUCCUCUGUAUUGUCCUUUUAGAAAGCAACCAUCCAACACUACCAGUGGCCUGCAGACAGUUCUCCACCCUUUCAAGCUACACGUAAAAGCAACACAUAAAUACUGAAAUUUAUUGUCAGAGUCAUAUUUGCACUCAACCAAACUACCAGGAUUAGAAGCUAGAAUCUGUCUGCACAAUUCAGGAACUUGAGUAUAACUUUUCUCAUAAUUGCCAUGGAGCUCUUCAAGUGCCAUUAGCCUCGCAUUCCAUGCUUGUCAGUAACCAAUGUUUAAAGCCCACCUAUUCCAAGCUAUAACAAUGAUAUCUUGGGGUGUGUAACUGUUGUGGUGCAGCCUCAUGUCCUCAGCCAGCAUAACAACAAUCCAUCUAGCAUUUGCCCCUCUAUUCUUGUUCCUGCCAUCAUUUUCACAAGUAUGUUCUUCUUGGAGAGACUUCACUUCAGUUGUGUGCCCAUCAUUUUUCUAGGGAAAAGGGGCAAAUAAGACCACGUACUAACCAAAAAAAGGUCAAAUAAGGCCUUAUUUAUGAGGCUCUGUCCGGCCUUUGCCAUUUGGGGUGGUUCUCGGUGGAUUUUUUUGAUAAAGUUUUUGCCCAUCUUAUUCAUUAAGUCUA